AUGCCGCGCACGAUCCUCAUCACAGGAGCUAAUCGAGGAAUCGGUUUCAGCGUCGUCCAAGGAUUAGCGCUGCAAAAAUUGGACGACCAGCUCGUUCUUGCUGCUCGUUCCAUUGACAAAGCCAACGGUGCGAUAGCGGAGUUGCGCAAGCUCGGACUCACGUCAGACAUCCAUAGCUUGGCUCUCGACGUCACGGAUGAUGUCAGCAUCAGAGCUGCAGAACAGACAGUUCGUGGGCGAUAUGGAAAGCUUGACAUCUUAAUCAACAACGCGGGCAUAGCCAUCAUCCCGUUCCCCGGAGAAAUCGACAACCUGCGUUCGAUUUACAAUGCGAUCUAUGACACCAACGUAUCCGGAGUCGCUGUAUUCACCUCCGUGUUUCUGCCGCUUCUCGCGCUAUCGCCAGACCCGCGCGUGAUCAACGUCUCAUCUGGCCGCGCAUCGAUCGAACUUGCCAUGUCAGGCAAACUCCCUCCCACAGGGAGCAUCCCAUACAGCACCUCGAAGACUGCGCUAAACGUACUCACCAUAGAGUACCAGAAGCUGCAUCCGAACGUGCUCUUUCAGACCAUAGACCCGGGAUACUGUAAGACUGGGAUGAACGGCUAUCGGGGACCUCGAGAUCCAUUGGAUGGAGCCAGUGUGAUCGUAAAGUUGGCGAAUGCAGCGAGGGACAAGUACAAAAGUAGAUUUUGGGCCAUGGAUAACGGUGCCGAAGAAUGUUCCACUGUGCCUUGGUAG
Messenger RNA from Sparassis crispa, 741 nucleotides. RefSeq names its product Short-chain dehydrogenase/reductase tropE. NCBI's taxonomy places the organism in Eukaryota, Fungi, Basidiomycota, Agaricomycetes, Polyporales, Sparassidaceae. The coding region runs from base 1 to 741 and encodes 246 amino acids. Gene Ontology annotation, molecular function: oxidoreductase activity. The record is from RefSeq and is a predicted model, not a curated record. The transcript has 4 exons.